Aethina tumida (small hive beetle) is the source of this 686-nucleotide messenger RNA. Its product is annotated as lysozyme-like. The transcript is spliced from 3 exons. Lineage: Eukaryota; Metazoa; Arthropoda; Insecta; Coleoptera; Nitidulidae. Gene Ontology annotation, molecular function: lysozyme activity. The coding region runs from base 106 to 555 and encodes 149 amino acids. The record is from RefSeq and is a predicted model, not a curated record.
CUACUCGUAUAUUAAUAAGCCGAGACGAAACUUGGAACGAUCAGUUGAUAAUCAUCUCCGUAUUGGUGCGUUUAGUUUAGUUUGGCAUUCGCAGGAACGAACAACAUGAUUAAGUACGUUGGUGCUGUUGGAAUUUUGUUCGUGGUUUAUUUUGUCGGAUCAAAUGGAGCUGAUCUUCCAGUUACCCAACAGUGUUUGGGUUGCAUCUGCGAGGCGAUCUCUCAAUGUAACACAACGAACAUUUGCUCAGGAGAUGUUUGCGGACCGUUCAGGAUCACAUGGGCCUACUGGAGUGAUUCCGGCAAACCUACGGUGAAUAAUGAAUCGCCAGAAUCACAAACUGCCUACCCUAAUUGCGCCGGUGACACUUACUGUGCCGCCCUUUCUGUACAAGGAUACAUGAGCAAAUUCCAACAGGAUUGUAAUGGGGAUGGAAAAAUCGAUUGUGAUGAUUACGCCCUGAUUCACAAAUUCGGAGGAUACGGAUGUAAAGGAGUCCAACUUCCUGAGCCAUUCGGAGAACGUUACAGACAAUGCAAAGCUAUCGUCGGUUAAUUUAUUUCCUUAGUUUUAAUUUUAAUUUAUAACUUCACUGCUUAUUUAUAAACUCAAACGGUAUAAUAUGUAAUAUACAUAUCUAUUCCUGCUGUGAAAAUUAAUUUAAUAAACUUUUUUGUAUAAUUUUA